CCAAACUGGAAUGUGAAGGUCACGCAGCCCUACCUUUUCACUUUUUCAUCAUUAAGUCGGUCUAAUAUGACGCUAUCGAAGCUCAACAAAUUAAAUGUUCUGGAGCAGGGAUCUCCAAAGAAAAUUGCGGCGGGAGCCGCCCUGGCUAUUGUUUCAUAUUAUGUUCUUAGAAAGAAAUUGCCUCUUAUUUUUAGCUUAUUGAAAUCCAACAAGAAACCUUCAUCAGAUAGCACGAGGAAACAUAUAGCAGUCAAUAAAGAAUUCUUUCUAAAAUUGAAAUCCCUAGUCAAGUUAAUGAUACCAAGUGUUUUUAGCAAGGAGUUCAUGUUACUAAUGUUACACACUGGAUCUUUGGUCUCCAGAACUUUUUUAUCUAUUUACGUUGCUACACUUGAUGGUCGAAUCGUAAAGACAAUCGUCGAGAAGAAUUUAAGAAAAUUUAUUCUAAUGCUUUCAGUGUGGUUACUUAUAGCAGUACCAGCUACGUUCAUUAACAGCUUAAUAAGAUUUUUAGAAUGUCAAUUGGCACUUGUCUUCAGGACAAGACUUGUUAAGCAUGCAUACAAGAAAUAUUUUAAGAAACAAACUUACUACAGAGUUAGUAAUUUGGAUGGAAGAUUGUCAAAUGCAGAUCAGUGUCUAACAGAAGAUAUAAAUGCCUUUGCCAGCCAUCUAGCACAUUUAUAUUCUCAUUUAACGAAACCAUUUUUGGAUGUAUCAUUGAUGACAUAUAGUCUUCACAGAAUGUCAGCUAGUAAAGGCGUUUACAGUAGAACACCAGCAAUGCUCGGUCUCAUUGUUAUCAUUAUCACUGGUAAGGUACUUAGAGCCGUAUCUCCAAAAUUUGGAACUCUGGUUGCUGAUGAAGCUCAGAAGAAGGGUGACUUACGCUAUAUGCAUUCCAGAAUAAUAACUAAUGCUGAAGAAAUAGCAUUCCUUAAUGGUCAUAAAGUAGAGCAUAACCUUCUUAAAAGAUCUUAUACGGCCUUGAUAAAGCAAAUGGAUAAAAUUUUCUGGAAAAAGUUAUGGUACGUUCAGUUAGAGCAAUUUUUGAUGAAGUAUGUUUGGUCAGCAUCUGGAUUAAUUAUGACUGCAAUUCCUAUAAUGAAUUCUAAGGCUAGAAGAUCCGACGGUCGAUUAAUCGAUGACGACCCAGAUGGAGGAGUGUCAGAAAGAACAAUGAACUUUACUACAGCUAGGAAUUUAUUGACAACUACAGCAGAUGCUGUAGAAAGAAUAAUGAGCUCUUACAAAGAAAUAACUGAAUUGGCCGGUUACACUGAUAGAGUAUCGGAAAUGUUCUCAGUUUUCUCUGAUGUAGCUGAAGGUCGUUACGUAAGAGAAUCUGCAAAUCAACUAGUCGGUGGUGGAACUGUGAUUGCUACCCAUGAUGCUAUAGAAUUAACUAAUGUACCAAUAGUCACACCGAACGGCGAUGUUGUUGUUCCUUCUCUGAACUUGGAGAUUCAAAAAGACAUGCACUUAUUGAUAACCGGUCCUAAUGGCUGUGGAAAAUCGUCCCUAUUUAGAAUUCUAAGCGGAUUGUGGCCAAUAACUGGUGGUUUGAUGAAGACACCCCCUCCAGAAAAAAUGUUUUACAUUCCUCAAAGGCCGUAUAUGACAAUUGGCACUCUCAGGGAUCAAUUAAUUUAUCCAUACACCGGCGAAGAUAUGAAGAAAUUAGGAAUAAAUGACGAUAGUCUUGAUGAAAUAGUAAAGAUUGUAAAACUUAAUCAUGUAGUUGAAAGAGAAGGCGGCUGGGAUGCAAAGGCUGAUUGGAAAGAUGUAUUAUCGGGUGGAGAGAAACAAAGAGUGGGCAUGGCCAGAAUAUUUUUUCACAGGCCUAGGAUUGCUCUCUUGGACGAGUGCACAUCUGCCGUUAGUAUAGACGUCGAAGGAGAUAUUUACGAACGAAUUAAGUCAAUGGGUAUUACUAUGCUUACAAUUACCCACAGACCCUCUUUGUGGAAGUUUCACACUCACGUCCUUCAAUUUGACGGAACUGGUGAAUGGCAACUAGAGAAACUAGAUAAUUCUAGUAGAUUGACCCUAAACGAAGAGAAAAAGAAAUUGGAAGAGCAGUUAAGGGAUAUUCCCCUAAUUCAAACCAGAUUAAAGGAUGUUUGUACUAUGUUAGGCGACGAUAUUCCAACCCAAUUAACUGAAUAGUAAAUAAUAAUAAUAAAAAAAAAACAAAUUUUAGGAUUUAUUUUUUUUCCUCCCGUUUAAAAUAGCAACUUUUAUUUAUAAAAUCGGAUUAAAAGGCAACUUUUAUAAAUAUAAAUACUUCUACCCGGCUUUAGGAAAUGGAUUACCAUUCAAUUUAAUACAAUUCCGUUUUCAAUUUUAAAAAAAAAUGUGCUCACGUGCCGGAGAUUAUAAUUACUUUACAUGAUUUAACAACUGUUAAUUUGUAUUGAAUGUAUUUUGGUAUUGUGAUUGAAUAAAUCAUCAAUUGUUAUUGCAUGAUAAAAAAAAAUAUCUCGAAUUAGCUCUAAACGCCUCGUAAAACCGAUGUAAUAAAUAACAGGGGGAUUUUUUUUUUUAUUACAAUCAUAAUAGGUAUUGGGAGAAUAAUUAUUUGUCCUGAAUUUAGAUACCCUCAAGAUUAAUUUUUCAAUGGUCUAGCAUUAUAUAAAAAAGUAAAUGAGAUUGUGAGUUUAUCCAAUAAGAUUUGUAACUAAACUUGCCGUUUAAAUUAAGUCUAGAAAAGUAGACUAGAAAAAAAUCAAUUAAACUA
This is a messenger RNA of Dimorphilus gyrociliatus, 2740 nucleotides long. The record is from the annotation of a GenBank genome assembly. Lineage: Eukaryota; Metazoa; Annelida; Polychaeta; Dinophilidae.